Molecule: messenger RNA, 1075 nt
Organism: Melitaea cinxia (Glanville fritillary)
Lineage: Eukaryota; Metazoa; Arthropoda; Insecta; Lepidoptera; Nymphalidae
Gene: Lapsyn
Product: tsukushi
Exons: 5
Cellular component (GO): extracellular matrix
Molecular function (GO): protein binding
Source: RefSeq, a predicted model, not a curated record
AUUCAUACUAUUAUAUUCCUUGCAGUGCUUCUUGCUGCCAGCUCGUAUACGAAGGAGAUGACAGAUAUUGAAGCUUUGGCGUCAUUACCAAAGCGAUGCACCUACGAAUACGCAUACGAUAUGUAUGGUGCGCAUUGCGGUGGGUUGCGACUCAGCAAAAUACCAAAUCUUAAAGGAGGAAUUGAGAUUCUCGACUUUAGCGAUAAUAAGUUGCAAGAAAUUCAUGAUGACACAUUAUCAUACUACACGAGUAUCAAACAUUUAUAUCUAUCAGAAAAUCAGAUAUAUUCAAUCGACAAAGAUGCUUUUGCGUAUUUAACUUAUCUGCAGACUCUCGACCUCUCGAAAAAUGUCAUUUUUCAACUACCAGAAACAAUAUUUCAUUUGCCUUCGUUACGAAAGUUAUAUCUAAAUGGGAAUCCCCUGUUACACUUGAGUUUGAGUAGCAUGGUAAUAAGAAAACCUAUAAAGGCACCCUUGCAACUCUUGGAUUUAUCUGAGUGUAAGAUCAGAGAACUGCCAGAUUUGGGUAUACUUCCAUACCUGAUAUUGUAUAAUAUUUCUCACAAUCCGUUGACGUCGCUUGAUGCACAAUCGUUCAGUGGCAUGUGUAAACUAGCGAAGGUAGAUCUGACGGAAUCUAUUAAUAACAUUCAAGUGUGCGAUAUGAGAUUGAGUAUCACCUGGUUUCAGGAGAAGCGAAUAUAUUUCCAACUGGAUAAUUAUGAAAAACUUAACUCUCGAGAAUACGAAAACUGCCCCAGACCUGAGAUACCAGAAAGUCUCAAUGCUACAUACAACCGAUGUCGCAUGGAAUAUACUGAGAUACAAAACAUUAAAACAGCACGUCGUACGUGGUUGACCAUCGGUGGUGGCCUUGUCGGAUUUCUUGUGGGUUUUGUUCUGCUUUUAUAUAUUAUGCAUCGACACAAUGUAGCUCAGACGAAGAAAAUUACUAAAGAAGUGAAAAAAGUUUCACCUAUUGACGAGAAAGCUGUAACUGCAGUACUCCUUAAUAACAAAUCUUGAGAAUUGACGAAGUUUGAGGAUUUGCUUCUAUCUAUUAUUAACCUCA